CUCUUGUGGACGAAUCCGCGCGCAACAUCAUCCAUUCUGCCUCCCAUAAGCGCUCCGGAGAGAUUGAAGGAACAGAAGAAGAAGAAGGAGAAGAGAUGCAAGAGACGCGAAGUGAGAGUUUGGCGCAACUUUGAUGAAGAGCGGAGCGGAGCCUCAUCCAGGAUCUGUCUUUAUUUAAACCGAUGCCAAACCAAACAGCAUCACCUAAUCUCCAUCAUCUCCUGGAUCUUAUAAUAAAACAUCACGAAUCUGCUCAACUCUCGCUAAGGAUUGAUUUGUAUUAACAAUAAGAUUGUGUUUGUGUGAUCAACCAUGAUCCUGAAUGCCUCAGACCUGGGCUGGGAUGAGUCCUCAGGUGCUGAACCCUUGUUCCCGGUGGACCAGCCGGACAGCCCACCUCAAUAUGAAGUCCCUCCUCUCACGGUGUGGGGAGUGGCCCUCUGUGUUUCAGGAACCCUCAUCGCCGCUGAGAAUGCCAUCGUCAUCACCACCAUCCUGGCCACCCCGUCUCUUCGCGCCCCCGUCUUCUUGCUACUAGCCAGCCUCGGACUGGCUGACCUCCUGGCAGGUGUGGCCCUCAUCCUGCACUUCCUCUUCCUGUUCUGCGUAGAGCCCAAUGAUUGGUCGGAGCUGCUGACCUCGGGUCUGCUGGUGACCUCGCUCACCGCCUCCCUCUGUAGCCUCAUGGGUGUCGCCCUGGACAGAUACCUGUCCCUGAGCCACGCCCUCACCUAUGGCUCUGGUCAAUCGCGUCGCAGAGCCGCCAUCCUCCUGCUGCUGGUCUGGUUGGGCGCCGUGCUAAUCGGGGCGGGACCGGCGAUGGGAUGGCACUGCCUGGAGGAGCCAAACUCCUGCUCUGUAGCACGGCCUCUGACUCGGACCUAUCUGUCACUGCUGUGUGGUGGCUUUCUCGUGGUUGUCGUGGUCACCCUGCAACUGUACGCCGGAAUCUGCCGUGUGGCGAGGCGGCACGCCCACGCCAUCGCCACCCAGAGGCACUUCCUCCCCUCCAAUCAGCCAUAUGCAAGCAAACACAGCAGCGGCAGGGGCUUCUCUCGCUUGAUCCUGGUCCUCAGCGUAUUCGUGGGCUGCUGGAUGCCUUUCUCACUGUGGGGGCUGCUGGGAGAUGCAUCCAGCCCUCCUCUCUACACCUAUGCCACCCUGGUGCCAGCAGCAGGCAGCUCCCUGCUGAACCCCAUACUCUACAGUCUGAGAAACAAAGACAUUCGCAAGGUGCUGCUCCACGCCUGCUGCCCACACAGAUACUCACACAGCUCACACAUCCACUACCCUGUUGACGUGUAGACUGCCAAACCUCCGCAGACUUGAACCAACACAGAAAACUAUGCCAGACAUAUCACUGUUUGUGUGCCAAGAUCCACACAUAGCUGCACUGACUGAUAUCCAGACCCAGAACACCAAGUCUCAAACACAAUACAUACUCCCACAUACAUACACACACUAUCACACGCAGAACUUUUCAGAGAUGAAGUCCUUCUACAAAUCAGAAUGUACUGAACUGUCCGGACCGACUGCGAUCUUGAGACUGAAGAUUUAACGUACUGUCCUGCGUGUACUUUGUGCCUCAUCCUCAGUCAAUUGUAGCUCCACUGGAAGAAUGAAACAAUAACAGGGACAUCAAUCAAAAGUGAAAUUAUUGAGUAUUGGCACUUUAAGACAAGAGGAAGACAUGGGUGUUAAAAGGAAGCCUAUCACAGUGUAGUAACAUAUGUGACCCAAAGCCCGAUUUUAUUUACUUGAAUGUCUAGAUAAACACAAUGUUCUAGAUCUUUGAGAAUAUAUUUUGCACACACUGUUCAAGGCACUUUGAAAGUUACUGACCAUAUGUUCGUGUUGCACAACCUUUUUGAAAUGAAUGAAUAUUUUAUACCGAUGAAUAAUAAAUAUGCUUUUUUUCUA
Acanthochromis polyacanthus (spiny chromis) is the source of this 1920-nucleotide messenger RNA. It is a transcript of the gene gpr3, whose product is annotated as G protein-coupled receptor 3. The record is from RefSeq and is a predicted model, not a curated record. Gene Ontology annotation, biological process: G protein-coupled receptor signaling pathway. Gene Ontology annotation, molecular function: G protein-coupled receptor activity. NCBI's taxonomy places the organism in Eukaryota, Metazoa, Chordata, Actinopteri, Pomacentridae. The coding region runs from base 313 to 1305 and encodes 330 amino acids. The transcript has 2 exons. Gene Ontology annotation, cellular component: membrane.